This is a messenger RNA of Caenorhabditis briggsae, 804 nucleotides long. The transcript has 6 exons. Gene Ontology annotation, molecular function: protein binding. The record is from RefSeq and is a predicted model, not a curated record. Bases 1 to 804 code for a protein of 267 amino acids. Lineage: Eukaryota; Metazoa; Nematoda; Chromadorea; Rhabditida; Rhabditidae.
AUGCGAGUGCUUUUCCAUCUAUGCUCAAUCAUCUUCCUGCUGCUUUUCUUUGCUUCAGGCACCUACAGUAGUACGCCAGGCUUUCCAAAUGAAGAAGAAAUUUUCGACGAGGACAUUCAAGACACAGUUUUAGCGUCAACUAUCGAUGGUCGUCUGAGAGCGCUUGAUGCGAAAACUGGAAAAAUAAAAUGGACACUAGAGGAAGAACCCGUCCUUCGUUCUCCAUCAGCCAUCAAACAGGGAUUCACAUUUCUACCGAACCCACUCGACGGAUCUCUUUACGUUUUGAAGAAUAGCUCUCUCAAGAAACUGCCGUUCAAUAUUCCGCAAUUGGUCCAUGCGUCGCCCUGCCGAGGGACCGACGGAAUUAUGUAUGCUGGAAGUAAGAAGGACGUUUGGUUUGGAAUCGAUCCGACGACGGGGUUGAAGUCCGAAACGCUCUCGUCAGCAUCAGCAGAUCGAAUCUGUCCAGCCAGCCAAAAACAGACGAUUUUCCUUGGUCGAACCGAGUAUCGAGUGUCCAUGUUUGAUGAGAAGAAUCGAGGAAAAACGUGGAAUGCGACGUUCAACGACUACUCGGCUCAUCUACUUCCAGAAGUCAAUUCGUGGCCAUUCCAGCAUUAUACGUCGUCGUCGCAUGGACAAAUUCUCACUUUUGAUAAGGAAACAGGAGAAAUCCAAUGGGAAGCCGAUCUGAAACAACCAAUCGUCGCGUUGUACCUUCUCCGCAACGAUGGUCUCCACAAGCUUCCAUUCGAAGUGAUGGGGAAAGAAACGAUGGAAAACGUGCAACAGAAAUUUUGA